AUGGCUCCUUCGUUCCUCAACAUCCGACAGCUUCGCAGGAAAUCCAGAACCAGCCUCAAGACCGACAAAUCAACAGAUGCCUCUAGCGACGGCGGCCAUAGUCACGGUACGACUCCUACCAGUGGUUCCCUUACGCCGCCCUCUCUCGGCCACCAAUCCGACCCCAGUCUGCAUCUCCAGCAGCGUGGUAACACAACACCACCCCUCGUCCCGCCGUUGCCGCCGCUCGCGUCCUCGGUGAGCUCGACUUCCGUCAACACAAAAAGAUAUAGCGUCAACGGCAUGGCUGGUCUCGGUUCUCCCAUGAUGAACGGCGGCAGCCGCGCACUGCCUGUCUCGCCCUAUUCCCCACGCAUUACCAACGUCGCGGACAAUUCCUGGGCCUACCAAAAGAUCCUGAUCAUCAAUGGCACCAUUGGCGACGGCAACCUGCAGAACCUCGACGGUGUCGUCACGGUCAGCCGCCUUGACGAUGGCUUCCCACCUGUACAAUGGCCCGUGACCGAGUCGCACUUCAAGUCCCUCGUGUACCUUAUGCCUGGCGCCAAUAAGCUGCGCUUCGACUUUGCCAGCCCCAAACUUGCCAACAGCGGCACCUCCAACCCCAUUCACUCCUCCUUCAUCACUCUUCACAUGGUGCCUCCGACCAAUGCACCGCCAUUGCAGUUGGCCAUUCUCUUGGCUAGGGAUUCCCCUGGUACCUUUGAUGCUGUGCCUGCCCGCGUUGAGCGCGAGGGCAACGGCCUGGAGACGGCGAUCCGAAAGUUCCGCAUGGCGGCGUAUCUGUGGCAGAGCUUCACGGCCGAGCAAAUGUGGCGCAACCGUCUCGGUCGCCGUGUAUUCCGUUUCGAGGAGGAAUGGACACAGGGCACGGCCAAUUUGCGGGACCGUGAAUUCGGAACGAUGCGCUCUGAAGCGCGCAUUCACGUUAUCCGCACCGACAAGACCAUCGCUGAGCUGCGGAGUCUCGACAACGCUCAGCAAAAUGCCAAGGCGAAGAACCGUGACGCCUUGUAUAGCAUCGCAAUCGACGCCGUCCGCAACUACUUCCAGCCCAAGUCCGGCCAGACCAUGUACGUCUCCGUUCUGCUCCUCGACGCCCAUUGGGACAAGAGCGCACAGAUGAUCACCGGCCAUGCAGCCCUCGGCGGCGGUGCAGGUGAUCUCCGCGUGGGUGUCUUUGGAUCACAUGCCAUGCAGAGUUACCCGACCUGCUUCGAGGAGGUGGUCCCUGCGUUCAGCGAUUGUACGCCGACUGAUCUCAAUUACGUCGGGAAUGAUGCCGGCGAGUCCGGCAGCUCGUGGGAAGCGGCCAACAUUGGCAUUGGCGCCCACCUGCACGAGACAGGCCAUCUACUUGGCCUGCCCCACCGCGAGAAUGGCAUCAUGCUGCGCGACUACGUCCGGUUGAACCGCAGCUUCCUCACACGCGAAGCAUACUCGACACGCACCAAGUCCAAAGGCGGCCUGGUGCUCGAGAAGGACGAGUGCACAUGGCACCGCCUCGACUGCCUGCACUUCAAGACGCACCCCUGCUUCCGCCUGCCCAACGAUCCACCUUCGCAAGUCGACGACAGCGUCCAAGCCUGGCCAAUUGAAGGCAAUUGUGUGGCCAUCACGGCGGCAUCGGGCGUGGCAUAUAUCGAGCUGCACGCCGAGGGUGACAGCGUGUGCAAGUCGUGGAUUGAAUACCCACUCGACAACGGCGCGCCACUCCAGCGGCAAGUGGUACUGACUGAGCAAGACAUUCGGAACAGGCUGCCCGAGGCCAAGCGCCGGAAAGACCCGAUCAAGAUUGCCGUCCGGGCAUGGGGCGGCGGCACUUUGGUGGUCGACGAUGUACGCCAGCUCGUGUCCAAGGAAUCGUCUACAAAACUGAGUGGUGGUAUCCUCAUGGGCAAGACGGCCUACCGGAGCGCCAAGCUCGGCCGUGGCCAGAUGCAAGGCACAAACGCAAACGAGGUCAUCUUCACGAGCGCACAGCAGCAAAAUCGCGUGCUCUCACGGGUCGUCUUCUACCACGGCCGGGCGCUGGACGGUGUGGAGUUUGUAUACGAUGAUGACUCGCGGCAACUAUUUGGCAAGCGCGGCGGCAAGCCGGGCGGCGACUCUUUUGAUAUGGAUGUCCGGCGAGGUGAAUACAUUAGCGGGUUCAAUGUCCGCGCGGGAGCCUGGAUCGAUGGCAUCCAGAUCCUGACAAGUUUGGGUCGGCGAUCGCCCAUGUACGGCAACGCUCACGGCGGCUCUGGCCAUACCCUGAUCCCACCAAGAGGAUACACCAUCUGCGGCGUGUCUGGCUCCUGUGGCUCAUGGGUCGAUUCGUUUGCUGUCCUCAUCACGAAAUAA
Messenger RNA from Sporothrix brasiliensis 5110, 2346 nucleotides. RefSeq lists its product as uncharacterized. The record is from RefSeq and is a predicted model, not a curated record. Gene Ontology annotation, cellular component: cytoplasm. The transcript is spliced from 3 exons. Bases 1 to 2346 code for a protein of 781 amino acids. NCBI's taxonomy places the organism in Eukaryota, Fungi, Ascomycota, Sordariomycetes, Ophiostomatales, Ophiostomataceae.